This is a messenger RNA of Vanrija pseudolonga, 1866 nucleotides long. RefSeq lists its product as uncharacterized. Lineage: Eukaryota; Fungi; Basidiomycota; Tremellomycetes; Trichosporonales; Trichosporonaceae. The coding region runs from base 1 to 1866 and encodes 621 amino acids. The record is from RefSeq and is a predicted model, not a curated record. The transcript has 6 exons.
AUGCCAGACCCCUGCACGGCAUUCGACGACUACGUCCUCGGCCAGAUCUUUGCCCGCCUUCCGAUCGACGUGCUCCGACUGCGCGCGUACAACGUGUCGCGGGGGUGGAGGGCCGCGCUCGACGCGUCCAAGGCCGUGCGGGCCGCGCUGCUCGUCCAGCCCAAUCUGAACCGGCACGUCCAGGACCACUUGCGGGACCUCGAGCGGAAAGCGAGUUUCGUGGAUGGCGCCGAGGCCGUGGACUGGAAUGACAGAGCGCUCGCUUUCCUCGCGCAAGAGUCGGCUUGGCGCGGCGGACGGGCUAAACUCAAGUACGGCCGCAGCGUUCUCGAGUCCAACGCCCCCACGCUCGCAUCCUACGACUGCAUCACGCGGAAACUGCUCAUACUCGACACGCCCGAGCCCGAGAUGAGCGGCGACCCGAGCCUCGAGUGGGCGAUUCACGUCGUCGACAUGGACUCGCUGGCCGUCGAGCGCAAGAUUGCUCUGCCGCCAGGGCUCGACUACCCCCUGUUCUGUGAGGACCAUCUUGGACACGUGCUCGGGCAGCUGGUCACUACCCCGGGCGAGCCGGGCCAGCCGGACCGAUGUACCGUGAACAUCUGGGUGCAGGUGCGCGAUGAAGGCGAGUUCGAGUGGGUCGCGCGCACGGGGUACGAGGUGACCUCGGACGACACGAUCGAGGGCUUCAAGCUGCUGGCAUCACACCCGACUGGUAGUAUCGUGUCCAACCCCGGUGCGGACUAUCGCGUCGACGAGAGGCCUGGGGGACGCAUGACCCUCACGGCGGUCACGCAGACCUCGCGGGGCCGUGUCCGGAUCCACCAUAUCGCCGACCGGCUACCCAUUGGGUCUGCGCCGCUGCCCGGAGAGGUCUCGCGGGUCAAGUUGCAGGACGUGGGCGAUGGCUGGGGCCAGGACGAUCACUUCUCCGCAGCCUCCAGCAUCGACGACAAUUGGAUCUUUUCCUUAGAGAGCCAGCUCAGAAUCUACUCGCGCAACGGCAAGCAUUUGCUCACGCUGCCCGAUGAGUCUAGUGGUGUCCCGGGCUUCACAACCAGCGGCCACGCCCGACGCGAGCUGGCCCCCGCUGUCGGCUACCCCAUCCAUCCUAUCACGGAUUACCUCGUCGACGAGGACGGGAUUCCUGGCCUGCGCAUGCCGGAAGCACUGCGGCGGUUCCGACCGCAGCCUGGAGUCCAUCCUCGCGGGCUAUCGGUCCACCGCCUCAGUGUCCCUGCACAGCGCGAAGGGCCCGAGUACGACGAUUGUCUUCUCGGUGUUCGCACCAACAAGUUCCACGAGUCCGACCCCUACAAUACUUGGGGGAUCUGGCAGUUCCAGUUUGUGAACAAGGCCCUCAUCUUGACGUUCGUCAGUGGGGGUCUGCUUGUCAUUCCUCGCUACGAGGCAGUCUUCAGUGCGGUCGCGGCUCUCGAAGCCGCUGAGCGGUUGCGGUACGUCGCUAGCAAGACGAUCAUGAUCGACACGGGAUUUGAACUAUUCCACGACGGUGUUCUGGGCCAGGCCCAGUUCGACUCGUAUGGUACCCGCUUCCUCAUGGCUGUUAACGACCUCGUCGUUAUUAUCGAUACCGCCGACAUAUCGACCGACACGCCUGAUGCGCCACUGCCGGUCCUCGCUCUAACUGGUCACUAUAAUACGGUGGAGGAUGAUCUGCCCGCAGAACGCUUCUUCCUGACCUCGUGGGGACUCUUUCAUGCCAUCAACAUGCUGUCUUUGGGCGACGGCGACGUCCAAGUGGCUCGGGAGACUGCCAAAGGCGACCAUCAACGAGAGUAUCCUUUCGACGAGCAGCUGGACGGGCUGUGGGACUCGGACAGAUAUGCUUCCAUGAUGCGAUAA